GCCGGUUGGCAUUUUUUAACACACAGUGACACCACAUCUUCUCACACUGAACACACACAAACUUUUUGCACUACUAUAUUCGUGUUUAACCGGACUCGACAUGUUCUGGAUCACCGUGCGAGCCACGUGCUGCGUUCUGCUGGUGCUGCUUCACGGCUUCACUUCCACAGUCACAGGUGAAAGAGCAGCAUGUGAGCCUGAGCGGUUUUUGUGUGGAAAUGGGAGAUGUAUCACCAGGAGGUGGAUAUGUGAUGGGCAUGACGACUGCAAUGAUGGAACGGAUGAGCUGCCUGCAUCUUGUGUGUCUAAGAUCUGUCUGGCAUCAGAAUUCAGCUGUGGUGCUCCUGACUACCAGUGUGUUUUAGCCAGCCGUCUCUGUGAUGGCACAACAGAUUGUCGUAAUGGAGCUGAUGAAAAAAACUGCAGUCAGUUCCGCUCAUGCACGAGUGGCGAGUUCCAAUGCACCAGCGGCCAGUGUAUAUCAGCUAGCUUUGUUUGUGAUGAAGACGACGACUGUCCUGACGGCUCAGAUGAAGCUUCGUGUUCCAAACCUACUUGCAGUUCUAACUUUUUCCAGUGUAACAACACAAAAUGUGUUUCAAGGCUGUGGCUCUGCGACGGAGACAGGGACUGUACCGAUGGCUCGGAUGAGUGGGCAGAGAACUGUAUUGGACGUCAUCCAGCGAGAACACCAAGGCCCUGUAGCAUCCAUGAAUUCCACUGUGGGAGUGGGGAGUGCAUCCACAGCAGGUGGCAAUGUGACGGGGGCUUUGACUGCCGUGAUCAAUCAGACGAAGUCAACUGCAGUCAACCUACAUGUAGCUCAGAUCAGUUCAGGUGUACUGAUGGCACCUGUAUCCACAGUAGCCACCGGUGUGACAAGGAGUACGACUGCAAGGACGGCAGUGACGAGGACGGCUGCCAGGAAGAAUGUGAAGGCCCCGACAAGUUCAAGUGUAAAAAUGGGCAGUGCAUCAGCAUGGACAAGGUGUGCAACAACGUCCCAGACUGCAAGGACUUCUCAGAUGAACCGCUGAAGGAGUGUGGCCUUAAUGAGUGUUUGGUUGAAAAUGGUGGCUGCUCUGACACAUGCACGGAUCUGAAGAUUGGUAUCAACUGCUCCUGCCCUCCUGGAUUCAGCCUGAAAGACGACAAGAAAACCUGUGAAGACAUUAAUGAAUGCCUGAAUCCGGACAUUUGUAAUCAGGUCUGUAUCAACCUAAACGGCACCUACAAGUGUGAAUGCGAGGAGGGAUACACGUUGGACCUUGUCAGCGAGGCAUGCAAGGCUAAAUUAGAUUCUGUCCCCUUUCUAUACUUCACCAAUAGACAUGAGGUGAGGAAGAUGCCUGUGGAUCGUAGUGAUUAUGGCGCCCUGAUCCAAGGGCUGAAGAAUGCAGUGGCUCUAGGCUUAGACAUACCUAACAAGAUGAUCUUCUGGUCAGAUCUUGCCUUGAAGAAAAUCUACAGUUCCAAGGUUGACACAGCUGGUAAUUCCUCUCAACACACUGUCGUGAUCGGCAGUGAAAUUGAGGCUCCUGAAGGAAUUGCAGUUGACUGGAUCCAUGGACACAUCUACUGGACUGACAGCAUCCUGAAGACCAUCUCUGUUGCAACUACAGAUGGUAGUAAAAGAAAGACCCUGAUCACAGAGAACCUGCAGAAGCCACGUGCCAUCACAAUAGAUCCAGUUAAAAACUUCAUGUACUGGACUGACUGGGGUGAAGACGCCAAGAUUGAGAAAUGUGGUUUGAAUGGAGCUAACCGUGUCGCCUUGGUAACGGAUAACAUUGUCUGGCCCAAUGGCCUCACUUUAGAUUUGGUUAGCCAGCGCCUCUACUGGGUUGACUCCAAGAUGCACACGCUGUCUAGUGUCGACGUGAAUGGAGGGAUGCGACAUACUGUCAUUUCCCAUGAAGAAAAGCUGUUCCACCCGGUAUCUCUUUCUGUCUUUGAGGAGAAAGUGUUUUGGACGGACACAAGCAGCAGUGCCAUUUUUAGUGCGAACCGUCUGACAGGAAAGGACAUCACUGAGCUGGCAAGGGACCUGGACCAGCCAGAGGACAUCGUACUGUACCAAGACCUCCAACAGCCCAUUGGUAAGAACUGGUGCAGCGAGAGCAGCAGUCAGAAUGGAGGUUGUGAGUUUUUGUGCCUGCCUGCUCCUGUGGUCAGCUGGGGGUCUCUGAAAUACACCUGCACCUGUCCAGACAACAUGAACCUGGAAGGAGAUCUGAGGACAUGCGUGCCGGAUAAGAGCCGAUUGGCAACCGAACCCACUGAGGCUCAACCGUCCCACCCAGUCGCUCUCUACAUCAUUUUGUCAAUAGCUGUCCUGUCCCUGCUGGUUUUUGGAGCAGUGAUGCUGUGGAGACACUGGCGUCUAAACAACACCAACACCAUCCACUUUGUCAAUCCUGUGUACCAGAAAGCCACAGAAGACGAGGUGCACAUCUGCAGAAAUGCCUCAGACGGCUACGUUUAUCCUCAGAGACAAAUCCUGAGCAUGGAGGACAUGGACAUCCCAUGACCCAAAGAUGAAGAAAACACUAGUUUUAUUCAUAAGGAUUUAUUUUAUUUAUUUUAUUUUUUUUUUUUUUUGAGGCAAAGAUGAAGCAACAAAGGCCAGUUUUUGUAUCACUGCUGCUGAGCCCCUGGUGACCUGGUGUCUUAAUGCUUCUGACCUCAGCACUGUGCCGUCCAUGUGUGAAGGAAGAACUGAGAAAAACAACACACAGAUCAUCAGACUGUGUGUUUAUACAACUGCAGAAAACCAUUGACCACAAAAUGGUUUUAAAAUGGAGUAGGUGACUUUGGGAGACGUUCCAUCUACUGUGAAAUAGAAGUUUCAUUGUCAAACACAUCUGUACUUCAAUUUAAUACAUUUUUUUUUUGUAUUUAUAGACUUAUAAAUGCCUUAUUGACCCUUCCAACUAUUAAACUCCAGGCACAAAUCACCUUAAUCAAUAUCCGGGCCUUUCAAAAAAUCUAAAUUACAGUGCGAAUCAAUUUGUUACGUUAUUUUAAGUUGUGUUGUGAUCAGUCUCAGGCGUUUGAAUGUGGUGUGAUGAGUGGUUCAUUUUGUAAGAGAUGAAGCUGCUCACUUUUCUGAAGUUGGUCAAAUUGAAGAACUUACUGAUUAAAAUUACAGGGGGUUGCUUUUCAUGAAAUUUAGUAUAUUAUUUAAAGUUAAUGCUGAAGUUGCUUUUUUUGCAUUUGUACAUCAGAAUACUUAAGAUAUAUUAUAAAUACAACAGAUGCCUUUAUUUAUUUCUGUAAAUGUGCUAGAAGAGUCUGAUUGUGGUACUGUUGUUGCACACUGUAAAGAUGGUAAGGGCACUAAUCGGGUCGUCUGAAAUACAAAACACUCCUGAUGUAGUUAGACUAACUUGAAAUUGCUUUUCUGAGUCACAGUCCACAAACAAAUGGAAGUGGAACAUUUAUCCACUUGUUACUGAUCAUGUUCAGGGUCUCCUUGGGGUGGAGAUUUUGCCAGAAGAAAAAGCCCCACUUGUACGUGUGCUUAUCUGAGGACCCCAUAGCAUGAAGGCAGUGACGGUCUGCUACCUCCCCCAGGACGAGACACCAGUCUGUCUCGGGUUACUUCCCCACCCAAGACCCAUGUAGAGUUGAGUGGACGGGGCCAAUGCAGAUGAAGUGUCUUAUCCACAGACACCCAGGACUACAUAUUGGUAGUCCAGCCCUGAUCCCUCUGAGCUACCUGCUGUCCUCAAGGUGGAGGAGCCUUUAAAAACAAAAAUGUUUGGUAAUGUUGGCUCAGAGGGCAGUGCAGGUUAUCCAUCAAGUAAAAAGAUCGGUGGAUCGAUCCCUUACUAUUCCUGCACAGUUUGUCAAAAACCGCAGUAUGAAUACGUUAGUCAACUAUAUUCAUGUGCUAAACCCGUUGUCAGUUUUUCCACAAAUGUCAUAUCAUGAGUUUAUUUUUCAACAAAUGUCUUAUUUUAAGGACAUUGAACUUAAGAUUGUGAGCAGAUUUGCAUCGAUAUCUCAAGUUAGUCAAACCAAACGUGCAGUAAACCUCUAAAUCUAAGAUUACACAAAUAAUGCCCGUCAGUCAGUGCAGCUGUUUGAUUUGUCUGUAUAAGUUCUGUCAAUGUUGUGUUUUUCUGUGGCUGUGUAGGUACACUGUUUGUGUGUGUUCCUACAGUUUGAUGUCGAGCCAUUGCACUGUUCAGCCUUUACAAACUUGCUGUGACAUCCUGUGACCUCAGUGCACAAAUAGUCACACUCCCUCUGACUUCUCUUCUAUGACAAAUGCUUUAUUUUUGUGCGUCAGACUUUUUAUUGUGCAGCAUUUUGUUUUCACUGUGUUAGUUACUGUGCACGUGUGUGCGUGAGCACAAAGUGCAGUGUUCACCGUCAUACCAGAAAUUUGUAGGAAAACGUGCACGGAAGCCUGCUGAAGACAUGCACAGUGCUUUAAUAUUUAAAUUAAGCCAUACUAAUGUGUAUAUUGUGACUGUUUUUAUGAAAUAAAGGAAAAUUUGUUUACUUUUAUG
This is a messenger RNA of Thalassophryne amazonica, 4520 nucleotides long. It is a transcript of the gene ldlrb, whose product is annotated as low density lipoprotein receptor b. Bases 101 to 2530 code for a protein of 809 amino acids. The transcript is spliced from 17 exons. NCBI's taxonomy places the organism in Eukaryota, Metazoa, Chordata, Actinopteri, Batrachoidiformes, Batrachoididae. The record is from RefSeq and is a predicted model, not a curated record. Gene Ontology annotation, molecular function: calcium ion binding; protein binding.